Messenger RNA from Plasmodium gaboni, 3117 nucleotides. Its product is annotated as putative protein SDA1. The record is from RefSeq and is a predicted model, not a curated record. NCBI's taxonomy places the organism in Eukaryota, Apicomplexa, Aconoidasida, Haemosporida, Plasmodiidae. Gene Ontology annotation, cellular component: nucleolus. Gene Ontology annotation, biological process: ribosomal large subunit export from nucleus; ribosomal large subunit biogenesis. The coding region runs from base 1 to 3117 and encodes 1038 amino acids. The transcript has a single exon.
AUGAACGAACAGAAAUUAAAGAAGCAAAAAUUUUUAAAUAAUUUACAACAUAAUAUUUGUAAAAAUUAUAAAUUAUAUCACAGCGAUUUUUAUGACCAAUUUGAAAAAUUUCUAUUUAAUUAUAGUGUAGUGUUAUUAAAUCCUUUUAAAAAAAAUGAUCUUUUAUGUAGUCAAUUAAAUUUUUUAAGUUUCACUUGUCACUACUUUAGUAAUUUAAACGACAUAAAACAAGUGAAUGAAAAUGAAGAAGAAAGGGGUGUUCAUAAAAAUAUGUUUACAAGUGAAUAUGAUUUUGAAUUUAGUGACAUAGAGACAGAUGAUGAUGAUGAUAAUAAAAGUGACAAUAAUAAAAGUGACAAUAAUAAAAGUGAUAAUAAUAAAAGUGAUAAUAAUAAAAGUGACAAUAAUAAAAGUGAUCAUAAUAAAAGUGAUAGUUAUAAUGAUGAUGAUUAUAACGAACUAUUAAACAUAAAUUUAGAAUUGAAGAAAAAAGAAAUAUGUAAUAAUAUUAACAGUGAAAAGAAUAUAAAUGAAAUCGAAGAAGAAGAAGAAAAAAAAAUUCAAAAUAAAAAAGAUACAGAAGAUCCAUUAAAUAAAUAUAAUGAUUUAAAUGAAUAUAUAAAUUUCCUAAUGAUUAAAAAUAAAGAGAAAAUAAAUUUUGUAGAAGAAUUAUUUUUUUUAAUUACACAAUUAUUAAUUCACUAUAAACAUAAUUUAUAUAAUUCUGUUUUAUUAAGUAUAAUAAAAACAUUAAAACAAAUAAGAAAAUAUGUAGAUAGUAUUAAAUAUUUACAAGUCUUCAUUUUUUUAAGCGAUAUAAAAAUUAAUAAAAUUAAAUGUUAUAUUUUUAAAUGUGUAAUGGACAAAAUUAUUUUUAUACAUAAAAAUAAAAAAACAAACAAAAUGAACAAAAUGAACAAUAUGAACAAAAUGAAUUACCAUUUACAAAAUAAUAAAAAUAAUAGAGAUUUAAAAGACGAUGUUCUUUAUUUAUUACAUGAAGCUUUUAUAGAAUGUGGUCAAAAGAAAAGAAUACGAAAAAAAUAUUCUUCAUCCAAUUUUUUUUAUUUUAAUAAUAUUACCAUAAAUGAAAGUAUUAAUAAUUUUUCUUGUAGUAUUUUAAUAGAGUUAAUCAAGAAAAAUAUUUUUGUCAAUAAAAAAAAUGUGAACUUAAUUAGUGAAGGUAUUUUUUAUAAAAAUUUAAAAAUUGUCAAAUGUGUUUGUUAUGCUCUUCUAGGUAAGUAUGAUAAUAAAGAACUCGUUAUUAAAAUGGAAAAAGAAAAAAUUGAUAAAAAUAAAAAAAUUGAAGAAUUAAAAAAUAUAAGUAAUCAAACACAUCAAAAAUUAACAAAAUCAAAAAUUAAACAACUACAUAUUAAAAAAGAAAAAAUUAUGGAAGCAAUUUAUAAUAAUCAUAAUUCUUCAUCUGAUGAAGAAAAUCAGCAUUUAGGCACAAAAAAAAAAAAUCGAAAAAAAAAAAUCGAUCUUUCAAAUUAUGUUAAUUAUACCUUUAUUGAUUUCUUAUUUGAUGCAUAUACAUAUUCAUCCAAUAUAUUUAAUUUAAUAUGCUCGAAAUAUCAGUUUAAUAACGGUACUAUCAAAUUAUUAUUAUUAAAUAUCUUAUGCAGAAUUUAUCAACGAAAUAAAAUUAUUGAAGAAAAUUUUUUUUUAUAUUAUGAAAAUGUCUUAUUACAUUUAAAAAAUAAAAACACCAUUUCAAGGUAUCUAUCCAUAUUUAUUCAAUGCUUACAUGAUUAUAUUCCUACACCGUUUAUACAAAGAAUUGUUUGUGUGCUAAUUAAAAAAUUUCUUUGUGAACACCUGUCAGAAGAAUUUGUCUAUCUUAUUAUUAAUGCCAUCAUAGAAAUUAUUAUUAAAUUCCCAAGUUGCCUAAACGAAGAAAUUUUUGAAGCAGUCAUUGUUUUCAAAGAUUAUAAAAAUAAACAAAUUUCAACCAUCAUAAGGAGAUUUAUUAAUGUUUGUAAACAUGUAAAUCCACAAGUGUUAAAUAAAAAAUUCUUGGAUAAACAAACAGCCAUUUUCGUGCAAAAAAAAAAAAUUCUGAACAAGUCAGGCGAAAGUGUUCAGGAAAAUUCGUUAUUGCAAUAUUCUUAUUUGCUUGGAAAGCUUGGAACGGAAAAAAAGACUAAGAAAAACAAGAGAGAUAAUAAAAAGGAAAAGGGUGAAAUGGGUGAAAAUAAUUUGGGUGAUAUAAAUGAUGGUGAUAUGAAUGAUGAUGAUAUUAAUGAUGAAGAUUUGAAUGAUGAGGAGAUAAGUGAUGAUGAUAUGAAUGAUGAUGAUAUGAAUGAUGAUAUAAAUGAUGAUGAUAUAAAUGAUGAUGAUAUGAAUGAUGAUAUAAAUGAUGAUGAUAUAAAUGAUGAUGAUAUAAGUGAUGAUGAUAUAAGUGAUGAUGAUAUAAAUGAUGAUGAUAUGAAUGAUACUGACAUUGAUGAUGAUGAUAUGAAUGAUAAUAACAUUGAUGAUGAUGAUAUUAAUAAUGAUGAGGUGGACAGAAAAAGAAAUAUUAAAGAAAUCGAAACGAAUGAUAAGAACAAAGAUAAUACAUUAUUACAUUUAAAUAAAAAAUUUAAAAAAGACAAAAGAAAAGAAGAAAAAAUAAAAAAGGAAUUAGAUAUAGUAGAUAAGAAUAAAAAGAUUUUAUCUGAACGAAUAUUAACAGAUGAAGAUUUUAAAAAAUUAAAAAAAAUGAGAGAUUAUAUUGCAAAUAACAAAUCUGUGGUAUUAUCAGAAUUACAAGAUAUAUGUAAUGCUGAAGAAAGUGAUGAAGAUUCAUCAGAUGAUAAUUCUGAUAGUGAUAAGGAAAAAAUUAUUACAGAAGAGGAUUUAUUAUAUAAGAAAAAAUUAAAGAAAAGUCAGUUGAUGAAAAUAAAAACAAACAAAAGUGAAAAUAAUAGAUUUAAAACAAAUAGAGAAAAGGAAAAAAAAAAAUCAGUUAUGAUGUUAAUACAAAAAUUUAAAGGAAAAAAAAAAAAAAAUGCUUUAACAGAAUAUGGUAAACUCAAAAAAAAACUUAAAGGGAAAUUAGCAGCACGAGCCAAAAAAAGGGGAAUACUUCAAAAGAGAAUUGCCAAAAAAUUGAGCAGAAGAAAAAGAUAA